Syngnathus typhle (broad-nosed pipefish) is the source of this 1228-nucleotide messenger RNA. RefSeq names its product MYST/Esa1-associated factor 6 (gene meaf6). NCBI's taxonomy places the organism in Eukaryota, Metazoa, Chordata, Actinopteri, Syngnathiformes, Syngnathidae. The record is from RefSeq and is a predicted model, not a curated record. The coding region runs from base 65 to 676 and encodes 203 amino acids. Gene Ontology annotation, cellular component: NuA4 histone acetyltransferase complex. The transcript is spliced from 8 exons.
GCGUUAGUACAAGCUAUCCCGCCACCUUUUUUGUUUCUCUGCGAUCUCCACUGCUCGAUCCAUCAUGGCGAUGCACGCUAAGGCUACUCCGCCGCAGAUCCCGGACACCCGCCGGGAGCUUGCCGAACUGGUGAAGAGGAAACAAGAGCUUGCAGAGACACUUGUGAAUUUGGAGCGACAAAUAUAUGCCUUUGAAGGCAGCUACCUAGAAGACACUCAAAUGUAUGGCAACAUCAUCAGAGGAUGGGACCGAUACCUAACCAACCAAAAGAAUUCUAAUAGUAAAACUGACAGACGAAAUCGAAAAUUCAAGGAGGCUGAGCGUCUGUUCAGCAAGUCGUCAGUCACAUCAGUUGCCGCAGUGUGCGCGCUCGGUGGGAUACCAGAUCACAUGAACGAAAAACGUGAGGCGGGGAGCGGCACAGAAAGCGACGCCUCUCCGGACCUUCAGAACCAAGAAAACGAACCCAGCCAGGAGGACACGGAGGACGUCGACUCCACCCUGCAGGACUUAAAACCUCAAAAAGCGGCAUCUUCCUCUUCAUCUGGUAGUCAUCACGGAAGCCAUAAGAAGAGGAAGAACAAAAACCGGCACAGCCCUUCUGCCAUGUUUGAUUAUGACUUUGAGUUCGACAUGAAAGUGAACAAGAAACCCAGAGCUGAAUAUUCUACCUGACAAGUGCAAGAUGUGGACCCACAAGAGACUUUGUGAACUUUUUACCCCCCCCCCCCCCCCCACUUGUCAUAUUUCAUCUAUGAUGCAUUGAAAACAUUCCCCAUCUUCCAAGUGUCCUGCAUGUUACUCCACACCAGCCAGUAACAUUUUGUAUAGUGUUUAAAAAAAAAGACUAUUUAUUUUGUCGGCAAUUUUUUUUCAGCCCACAUUGUUGUGAACCCCCUUCGAUUAUCUGUAUUGUUUUUAUUUCAUUGUUUUUCAAGAAGCUAAUAAAUUACCAGUGUUGCUGGGGUUUUUUAAAAAAGAAAUGUCGAAAUUAAUGUAGUACAAAGACUGACCUGCAGGAGGCAGCAUUGCCUUAAGAAUAGUAAAUAUCGGCGUUAAAUGGCUUGUAAAUGUGCUCUUUAAAUAAAUGUCAAAUAGUAAAAUAACUAGAAGCUUGCAAACAGUUGACAUGUUUACCACUUAAUUAUUGUGACAAAAAUGCAACAUAUAGAAACUAAAAAUCUAAAAUUCCAAUUUUGUCCUGAAUAAAAUAAAAAUAUACUGAAA